Geodia barretti is the source of this 3618-nucleotide messenger RNA. Lineage: Eukaryota; Metazoa; Porifera; Demospongiae; Tetractinellida; Geodiidae. The record is from the annotation of a GenBank genome assembly.
CCUUCAAAAUGGAGUUAUGUGAUGCCACAUUCUCCCAUUGAAAUCGGAGUACGCGACUAUACGCACAUGCCUUGCUAAUAUGGGCCGCUGCACUGUGCUAUGGGAGAGACAUAAUGCACGGUUUUGUGGCGUAUAAGCAGUUUUUGUUACUGGCAAAGGCAUCCAGGAGUGUUGACUGGCUCAGUUUGGGGUACCUAUGACAACACAAGUGGUGCAAAGCUUUGUGGACAAGUGACAAGUGAACAAAGGCCCUGUCGAAGGAAGUACGGCAUGGGAACCUUACGCAACGGAGUUCCUAACUUCUGAAAGCGGCUGGGAGCUCAGUUUAGACAAGCGACGGUGGAAGUGUGUUGUUCUGAGGGUUUCCUUCCUUUGCACACCCCGUGAAUAUGCAUAAAACGGAGUUUUUAGUUCCGGAUACUCGACAUCCGACUCGCUCGAGGUCAGUUUAUCCUGCUGUAGUUCAGCAACUAGUGCCCGCCCUGCUGUCUUCUUCCCCGCGCGGCUCUGGCUCGUCCAAGUUCCCGCGCUUCAUCGUCUCCGAGAGAAAGAAGAUGUUCGAACCAGGAGGAGGUGGAGGGGGGAAGGUGGGAGAGAGAGAGUCUCUCAUACCGACACCUUCCUCGUCAGGAGGGUCGGAGCACACCGACUUCUCGGAGAAGUUUUCCGGGAAGAGACGCCAUUCGGCGAAAGACCGUUUCUCGACGCGCGGUUCCUCGUUCCGUGCGAAGAAGUUGAGACCGGAGGCCAGCACGGGAGACGUCGGCAGCCAUGGCUCCCCGCAGACCCGCCACAAGCAGCAGGCCAGCGUCUCGUCCAUCGUUCUACCUCCCCUGUGGCAGCGGCUUCGAAACUUCGGUCACCACGACUUGCGGAGCGCCACACUGGAACGCUACACGACAGGUAAAGGCGGUUCGGGAGGCGACCGUCAAACAAGAAAGAAGCCAACGGGUGCCUCGGCGGCGCACCUGAACGCGGCGGGCGGAGAAGCCGCUCUGGAAACGUUGCAAAACGACCUCCUCGCCGUCUGCCCGGCGUUCAGAAACGAAAUAGGAGGAGACGCUGACUGGACGUGUGCCCACCCCCACAACAACGAGGGAGCUAACCUACUCAUCUCCCUGAGACGCAAUCUGAGCCACGACAAGCAGAUGAGAGUCUGCAGCCGGGCAAAGAUGAUUCUAGAAGGUUCCGUCCCCUCAAGAGACCCUGCCAUAAUGGGCUCAAAGGGGCAGAGUAUGCAUAGACAGGUGCUCCAGAUUCAACAGGCACAAAGCAGUGUUCACUUUCCGUUUGAAUUCAUUGACUACGGCUCACUUUACUACCGGAAUAACUUUUAUCAGCAAGAUCACCAGAAUUUCUUUGGCGUGGACGAGACAAACGGCCCUCUGGCCAUCUCUCUGAAGAGAGAGAAAGUUCCGGAAGAUUUUUCAGAGUUCUUUGAUAUCUCCACGACAGGACCCCAGGCCACGCCCCCCAAACACCAGUAUAGGGUUAUCAUUAGAUCCUCCGAGCUUGAGGCCCUGAGAGGGACGAUUCUCGAAGAUUCCAUUCCGAGCGGAACCAAGACCGGGACGAGCAAGGGGCUUCCCCCUCGUGAGGUCAUCGAUUACAUCAGUCAGGGGGAAUUCCACGUCACGUGUUUGAAAGUCGGCAAACAGGAGAAGAAGGUGUGUCAGGAGUUAAUGCGACUCGACGAACAGGAACUCAACAACAGAUACAAGGUCGGCGUCCUGUACUGCAAAUCGGGACAGACAAACGAAGAGGAAAUGUACAACAACGAGAGUGGAAGUCCAGCUCUGGAGGAGUUUCUGCAGACGUUAGGCCAAAGGGUGACGAUGAAAGGAUUCACAAAGUAUCGAGCCCAGCUGGACAACAAGACGGAUACCACGGGAACACACAGCGUAUACACAGAGUAUCAGGGGAGCCGGGCUGCACUCCGUUCUCACCCUAAAGGCAUCCGCUCCCACUUCCAACACAUCUUCGUCGUCGUCAGAGUCGAGAAUCCCGGCACCGAUUACACCAAAUACCGUGUCGCAGUCACCAGAAGUCAGGAUGUCCCAUACUUCGGUCCCCCAAUUCCCGAGGGUGGGCUCUUCGACAAGAACGAACAUUUCCGGGAAUUUUUCCUCACGAAACAACUCGUCGAGCAGUACCUGUUGGACCUGUGUGAGAACAGUUGUACCAGUAUCACCAUUGACCAGGCCAACACCUCCGGUCUUGUAGGCUUGCUGUCCAAGAACUGGGGAGGGAAGAGGAAGGAGAAGCCGCACCUCCAGGCAUCGCUGGUCUUCACUCCAGGCGCUCUGGUCUGGAACGUGGCCAUCGUCACCAGGGAGGGAAAGCCUCUCCCAUUCUCGGAGGAGCACGACACGGCGAUGGAGUGCAUGUUGGUACUAGCUGCGGACCUCAUGGCCUUCGUCUACACCAACACUAGAGAGAAUGUUCUCCACAUACCUACCAAGGACGUCUCCGGAUGGGUCCAGGACGGGAAGAGAAUAAACCUGUUCUACGACGGAACAUACUGCCUAAGUAUUGAGGUAUACGAUCAAGACGACGCCAGGGAAAUUACUUCCCGUUUACUGACCCUUGCACCCUGCGUCACCGCAUCACACGAGGCCACGUUGAUGGAGUUCCAGCGAACGCAGGGGGUGCUGCUGGGAUUCAGUAUCAACGAAGUUUGCGAAGUUUUGAGGGUUUCUGGACAAGCCAAGCAGAUUGGACUCCAGAUUAAAGCAAGGAUACUGCAAGUUGAGGAUAAACUGGUAUGCAACCACAAGCAUUCUCAGAUCAUCGACAUAUUGACCGACAGGAAGAAAACCAACAUGAAGGCCUUCGUCAUUCCUCCUGUUCCACAGACUCAGAGACUCUGCUGUAACUACCCGCCAGUCAACUGGGCAGAGGUUUGUGGUCAAACCGUCCCACGCCACAUGAAAGGAGAGUUCCGACGACCAGACAACUGACGUCGUCGUCACAGAACGGAACGGAGCCGAUGGAGGAAACGGAAACCUCUCCGUCAGUACGGCAUGAGGAGGGGGGAGGAGGAGGGGGAGGAGGUGUGGGUGUUGAGAGAUCGUGGAAAAGAAGAGCAGCUACGUACAUGGCUCCAGACCACAGAGGUCCUCCUACCACGAGGCUGUUAUCACAAAUAAGAUCAGCCACAAGACGAGAUGCCGUUUUGAUGUGACGAACCGAUUAUGACCGACUCCGCAUUAACGAGGGGAGGCGGACGCGACCAACAUUGCCAGCCCACAGACACUGAGGCGCACGCAGCCCGAAACUCGGACGAGGGGACAGACAGUGGGUUCACGAGGGUUCGCCGGCCAGGGAGGAGGAAGAGAACAUGCUUGCCGCCAGCAGAUUGCCGGAGAAUAUUCGCGGGGGCUAAUUGAGAGAGCCUCUGUCAGCUUGCUGACCAUCUUUCCUGAACCCCUGGAAUACAGAUUGGACGACUAUACCUCCAACGUUCACCACACACGUCUCAUCUUCAAACUUUCUACGACUAUAAGCCUCACACACAUCCGCCCCUCUCUACCUCCCUCAAGAGAAGGUUUAUUAGAACUGAGCUCUCAGUGGUAGAGCCCUCUACUAAAACACAGAGUGAUUGACCUUGCUCUGUAU